Molecule: messenger RNA, 1408 nt
Organism: Malaya genurostris
Lineage: Eukaryota; Metazoa; Arthropoda; Insecta; Diptera; Culicidae
Exons: 4
Coding region: 453-923 (156 amino acids)
Source: RefSeq, a predicted model, not a curated record
CUCUAGAAAUCAUUCAUCAUUUGACAAAAAUCUUAUGCAUUGUAUGGAUUUUCAUUAACUCUGAAAUCACAACGCUGAACCUACUUCUCUAAGCCAAAGUAGCAGUUGUCUGUUUGAAACAAAAUACGCAUCCGAGUACGCUUACAUACAAGAUGAAAAGGAGAGGUAAACUAAGAGUACAAUUGUGCCGAAUAUAGCGCUGAAUAGUUCAUUCGUGCACAGCUCACCUAUCUGAUGCAAUCGAGCUAACUGAGCAGGUUAAACCAUGUGUACCACUAACGGGAGUGCGCUUCAAGAUAAGUCAGAAAGGUUUUACUUUCGCUAUCAUUACGACUCGCGUCACUAAACAGUUGAGCAGUAUGUGAAGAGAUUAGUGUUUAUUGGAAUUGGAAUUCUACAUUUAAGAAAAAAGUGUUGUGUUUGAAAUCUCUUCGUUUAAACCAGCAGCAAGAAUGGGACUAAGGUUUUUAGUGCUUGCACUUGUUGGUCUCGGGUCAUUGUACGUAAUGCACCUCUUAGCGCAAGACUUUAUGAAACUAUCAAAACCACUUUUUAUGGCAUUUGGAAAACGAGAGACGUCCUCAUUUAAUCGUACGGAUCUUCUAAGCAAUUUUGAGAAACGAAUAGACUGGAACGGUAUGCUGAAAAGAGAUCCAUUUAAAUGUUCUUUGUCGCUUAUAUGUCAACUUGCAGCCGGCGCAGAACCUAAGAACAACGCUGCCAACGCCAUUUAUGAGUUUAUUUUUUACAGUGUAGAAAACAACAAAAAUGUCCCUAGAAGGAUAGUGCAAUCAUUUGAACGAGGUCUCAGUUUCAACAAGACGGAAUCCAAGAAUUGCUUCACUCAUUAUCCCAUGUGUGUUUACUCGGCAAAAACAAUGAUGAAGCUUUUAGAUCUACAUGCGAAAUUAUUUGGAACGUGAUAUACUGUGAACAUGGUUGUAAAUUGUCGCUAAAUAAUAAAACAUUCGGUUACCGCUCGUAUUAUGCUUCACAACAAGAUUAAUUGCCAAUUUCAGUUAUUGCACAACCAUCACAACAAAUCAUUAUUUGCAACCCUUUUUUUAUUUCAUUUUUAAGUUUUAUAAUAGAUGGUUAAUUCACUAUUUAAAAGACCACUUACCACUACUGUAUUGCACCGCGAUCGUGUUACACAGAAAACAGUUUUUUUAUGAAUCAACAAAUGAAACGUAGGAAAUGUUUUGAAAUGUCUGUCAACCUGUGCCAUUGUCACUCUAUACUAUUCUAUAAUAAUAAACAGGCAUCAUAUCCCAUGCUCUCUUCUUUUAUUUUGGCUUUGAGCACACAAAAAACGACUGUAAUUCAAUCGCAGUGGCAAAGCGUCAUAACACGUGUUUUCAUGUGAAUACGAUCUGAAAUAAAAAUCAACCUGUAUACUGCAUGCAUA